GCAGCCCGCCGCGCAGGCAGCACCUGGGAGCCCAGCCCGCGGACCCUCUAGAGGGACGCGCCCGCCCCUGCUCCGCCCACCACCAGCCAGCUUGGGGCGCGUGAGCCUUUGCCCUCCCUGUGCGCCCUGUGCAAGCCAGCGACCCUGUGCGUGCACGUGUGCCCGUGCGGACCGGACGUGGGCCCGUCGGCGGCACGGGCGUGAUGUCGGCCCAGGAGCUCGUGGCCUGCCUCUGCCGGGAGGGCGACCGGCACCUGGCCCUGGGGGAGCCGCCGCUGGCCACCGCCUUCUACCUGGCUGCCUUCAGCUGCCACGCCCCCUCCGCCGUGCGCAGCGUCCGAGCCGCCCUGGCCGAGGCUCGGGGGGCGCCCGUGGUGGCCACCCUGGAGGCCUGGUGCCGAGGGGACAGCCAGAUCCCGGCCAUCCACUGGGACGGCAUGGCCGUGGUGUCCCUGACGGGGACCCUGGCCUCCGCCUUCCUGGCCACCCUGUGCCCGGACCACCCGGCCGCCGUCCUGCACCCCCUGGCCGGGCUGCUGGCCCACGGGUGCCACGGGGAGGUGGUGCGGCGGUGCGGCGCCCUGCUGGACGCGCACUCCCAGCAGGCCCUGGAGCUGCGGCUGACCCGCGCCCUGGCCUGGGUCCUGUCCGGGGAGCAGGUGGACGCCGGCCUGGCCGACUACCUUCAGGCCUUCGCCUCCAGGCCCGAGCGCACGGUGGCCUUCGUCCUGGCCCACCAGCAGCCCUACCUCCCCGCGCUGGUCGGCGUCCUGCAGGGCCACAUCUCGGGGAGCCGGCCGGCCAGGGGCAGCGCCUGGCAGCGGGACUCCGACUGCCAGAGGCUCCUAGCGGCCCUGGACCCCGGGGGCUGCUGGGGCAGCGCCCUGUCCCCCGAAGCUCUGCUCCGCAGCGGCCGGUAUGAAGACUGCCAGGCGGCGUGCAGCCGGGCCCUCGAGUCCGACCCCACCGGCGGCGGACCCCAAGGUGAGCGCCUGGCUGCCCUGCUGGUCACCCGCGCCGCUGCCGCCUUCUUCCUGGACAGCGGGGCCCAGGACCUGCUUCGCGACCUGCACGAGGCCUUCCGCGAGAGCCCGUCGGGGGCGCGGAGGCAGUUCGAGGCCGUGCUCUCCGCAGAGGACCGGGAGCGCGUGAGGGUCCAGGCGCAGGAAGUGGCGGAUGUGGGGUUUGCCCACUUCCAGGAGGCCGUGCGGAGCCGCCCCGAGCUCCGCGAGGACUCGGACCGCGAGCUGCUGGCCCCGGUGACCCGCGCUCUGCGUGUGCUGCUGCGCGUGGCGCCGCCCGGGACGCGCCCGGCACUGGGAGCCCGCCUGGCCGAGUGCCUGCUGCUGGCCGGGGAUGCGGCGGGCGCCCGGGCGCUGUGCGAGCGCCUGCUGCGGCCCACGCGCCCCAAAGAUCGUGCCAGCGAACUCGCCGGGGACCGCGCGCCUCUGCUGGCGCUUCGAGGCUUCUGCGCGCUACACACCGGCGACGCGCGGUGUGCCCGGGAGGACUUCCAGGAGGUGGUGGAGCAAGGGCCGCCGCACCCGGGCGGCUGUGUGCGUGCACUGUGCGGCCGCGGGCUGCUGCGCGUGCUGGCGGGCAGCGCGUUCCUGGGCGCGCUGGACUACGUCACCGCCUGCCGCUUGCGGCCUGACGAGGCCCUGCUCGUCGCCAAGGCCUACGUGCCCUGGAACCAGCGCGGGCUGCUGCUGACCGUGCUGCGGGAAGAGGGCCGCAGGAUGCUGCAGCGGAGGCCCGGCCCGGGGCCCGCGGGCGCGCAGGGCCGCCGGAGGCGGGCGGCGGACGCGGACAGCCCGGCGAUGGCGGCGGCGCCAGAAGGGAACGCCCAGGGCGUGCACCAGCUGGCCGCGCUCCUGAUGGAGCUGGACGCAGAGGACGAGGCUUCGCGCCUGCUGGCGGCCGACGCCCUGUACCGCCUGGGCCGCCCGGACGACGCCCACAAGGUGCUGCUGGUGGUCCUGUCCCGGAGGCCCCCGGCGGCCCCCGUGCUGGCGCGGCUGGCCCUGCUGCAGCUGCGGAGGGGCUUCUCCUACGACGCCCACCAGCUGGUGAAGAAGGUCGUCCAGUCCGGGGACACGACCUGUCUCCAGCCCACCCUGGACGUCUUCCGCCCGGAGGACCGGCAGCUGCUGCGGGGCCACUGCCACGCUCGGGCCCUGGCCAUCCUGCGGGCGCAGCCAGGCGGGGCCGAGGGCGAGGCUCACACCCGGGAGGCCAUCGCCUACCUCUCUCUGGCCAUCUUCGCUGCAGGGGGCCAGGCCAGUGAGUCCCUGCUCGCCCGAGCCCGGUGCUACGGGUUCCUGGGCCAGAGGAAGACGGCCCUGUUCGACCUCGACUCCCUGCUGCGGGCCGAGCCCGGGAACGUGCGGGCCCUGUGUGGCCGUGCGCUCCUGCACCUGGCCCUGGACCGGCGGCAGGAGGCUGUGGACGACGCCCUCUUGGCCCUGCAGCUGGACGCGCGCACGGGGGUCCCCGAGAUCCGCUCCCUGAAGCCAGAGGCCCAGGCCCUCAUCGCCCGGGGCCUGUCGUCCCGCUGCCGGGACCUCCUGAGCCAGCGGCUGGACGCCGGGGCCCCCAUCGGUGACAGCGACGCGCAGGGCCUCCUCGCCGUGGGGGAGGCCCUGAUCCGAAUUGAGGCGGGGCAGCUGAGGGGGCACCUCCUGCUGGUGGACGUGCUCACCGCGAUGGGCCACUACGAGGAGGCUGGAGCCCGCCUACAAGAAGCCCCACACCCCAACCCGCCAUCGGAGGCGGCCCGGGCCCGGCGCGGCCUGCUCCGGCUCAAGAAGGGAGACGUGCCAGUUGCUUCCCGGGACCUGCAGUGCCUGGCGGAGACGGACGCUGAGGACCUCGGCUUCCUGCUGCGUCUCCUGGAGGCCUCGGAGCGGCAGAGCCUGGCCCAGGCCGCCGUCCAGGAAGCCCGCAGCCUCCUGACCGCAGGGCAGCCCCGGCGGGCGCUGGGCUACUGCUCGCUGGCUGUCCUGGCCGGUGGCGGCAGUGCCUGCCACCUGCGCCUGCGGGCCACCUGCCUGGCGGAGCUGCAGGAGUUCGGCCGGGCACUCAGAGACCUGGACCUCGUGCUCCGGGAGGAUGCAGGGGGUGGUGACCUCCCGAUGAGGGCAGAGGACUUGUGCUCCAGGGGCCGCCUGCUCCUAAGCCUGGGGGACGAGGCUGGGGCCGCCGGGGCCUUCUCCCAGGCCCUCAGGCUGGCGCCCACCCCGGCCCAACACAGCCUGUGGGCGCAGCCAGGCCGGGCCCCCGCCGCCCAGGCACUGCUGCGCCAGGGGCAGCGCUGCCUGCAGGGCCAGCGGUACGCCGAGGCCUGGGCGGCGGCUGAGGGUGGGCUCCUGCUCGACCCCGAGCACAGCGGCCUGAAGCGGCUGAAGGCCAGGAUCCGCAGGGAGGCGGCCUCGGGCUGCCGGCUCCACUGACCCCACGCUCGCCAGGCCCAGACACAGGGCCCCCUUGUCACUGUCCCCCAAAGCAUGGGGUGGUCACCCCGCCCUCCCACACUCCCAGCCCCAGGGUGGGUGGCUCCGCGGUGGCCAGCCAGCCCUGGGAAGCAGAGCGAAGGGAGUCCCACUGGCCUGGAGCGACUGUCCAGGGAGGCCCAGGACCCCUCACUGCAGCGGCGUCCUGAUCCCCAAAGCUGGGUCCUCGUGGCCCUGGCGUGGGGCCAGCAGGCUGGACAGGACUGAGGUCAGCCCCAGGUGGCCCUGGGGAGAGGGGGCAUGAAGCUGUCUUUGAUCCUGGCCUAAGCCUCAGGUGGGGCCCCCAAGGACAGAACUCCCCAGCUGGGGCCUGCCUGCUGAGACCCCUCAACCUUGAUGAAGCCGUUCUCCUGGGGGGCCCAGGGCCCAAACCCACCACUGCGGCCCUGGGGACGAUGGGGCCCCGCCCCUGCCAAGCAGAGAGAGAGAGAGGGAGAGACCACCCCAUUAAUGAGCAGAAAGGCUGGGCUUCUCUUUGGCUCUUCCGGCAAAGCUGUGGGGGUGUAAAGGGUGCACGUACACACACCCCCUGCCCGCCGUGGAUUAAACUUGCCCUCAGUUUGCUUGGAAACCCUCUCGGGCUGGGGGCGGCCGGGGGUCGGGGCGGAGCGAGGGGUGCAGUCCUGCCCGUGGCCGCGGGGUUGCCUCACAGAGGCCGAGGCCAGAGCACGGUCACAGGGUUUUCUCGGGUUUGUGAAUGAGCCAUGCUGGACAGGCCACUGAAAUCCUGGACCUGCGGCCCUUCCCGCAGUGGCUCCUGUGGAUAAGUCCUCUCCAAGGCCGUGAGGUGGGGGCUGGCCCAGGGGUCGAGGUCGGAGGAGAAGGCCCAGCCUCCAAGCUCCAGGAAAUAGACCUAGUCCGGUGGCGUCAUCGCCUGCCUGCAUUUGCACCUGCUGCCCCGCCACCCACCUCAGGGCUCCCUGCCCCCACCUCUCCACUCAGGGAGGGCCACAUCAGAGCCGCCCUGCCCAGCCCCC
Phyllostomus discolor (pale spear-nosed bat) is the source of this 4489-nucleotide messenger RNA. It is a transcript of the gene TTC34, whose product is annotated as tetratricopeptide repeat domain 34. The transcript has 9 exons. The record is from RefSeq and is a predicted model, not a curated record. Gene Ontology annotation, molecular function: protein binding. The coding region runs from base 204 to 3452 and encodes 1082 amino acids. NCBI's taxonomy places the organism in Eukaryota, Metazoa, Chordata, Mammalia, Chiroptera, Phyllostomidae.